AUGCCUGAGAAGACCGCACAGCCCAUGAUGGAGGAGGAAGUCGAGACCUUUGCCUUCCAGGCUGAGAUUGCUCAGCUGAUGUCUCUGAUCAUCAAUACAUUCUACUCAAACAAAGAGAUCUUCCUCAGAGAGCUCAUCUCUAACUCAUCAGAUGCCUUGGACAAGAUUAGAUACGAGAGUUUGACAGACCCAAGCAAACUAGACUCUUGCAAAGACCUGAAGAUUGAACUGAUCCCGGAUCAGUUAACCCGUACACUGACCAUUAUUGACACUGGCAUUGGCAUGACCAAAGCUGACCUGAUCAAUAACCUCGGUACCAUUGCCAAAUCUGGCACAAAGGCCUUUAUGGAGGCUCUGCAGGCUGGAGCUGAUAUCUCCAUGAUUGGCCAGUUUGGUGUGGGUUUCUACUCUGCCUACCUGGUAGCUGAGAAAGUAACUGUUAUCACCAAACACAAUGAUGAUGAGCAAUACAUUUGGGAGUCUGCAGCUGGUGGCUCCUUCACAGUCAAGCCUGACAGUGGUGAGUCAAUUGGCCGUGGCACAAAGGUUAUCCUCCAUCUGAAGGAAGACCAAACUGAAUAUCUUGAGGAGAAACGCAUCAAAGAGAUUGUAAAGAAACAUUCCCAGUUCAUCGGCUACCCCAUCACUCUUUUUGUUGAGAAGCAAAGAGAGAAGGAGGUUGAUCUUGAUGAGGGUGAAAAGGAAGAGGAAGUUGAUGCUGCACAGGACAAAGACAAGCCCAAGAUUGAGGAUGUGGGAUCUGAUGAGGAUGAGGAUACAAAAGAAAGCAAGAACAAAAGGAAGAAGAAGGUUAAGGAAAAGUACAUUGAUGCCCAGGAGCUGAACAAGACCAAACCCAUCUGGACCCGUAACCCUGAUGACAUCACCAAUGAGGAGUAUGGCGAGUUCUACAAGAGCCUUACAAAUGACUGGGAAGAUCACCUGGCUGUCAAGCAUUUUUCAGUGGAGGGUCAGCUGGAGUUCCGGGCUCUGCUGUUUGUCCCCAGAAGAGCUGCCUUUGACCUCUUUGAGAACAAGAAGAGAAGGAACAACAUUAAACUGUAUGUUCGCAGAGUCUUCAUCAUGGACAACUGUGAAGAACUGAUGCCAGAGUAUCUCAACUUCAUCAAGGGUGUGGUAGACUCUGAGGAUCUUCCCCUGAACAUCUCCAGAGAGAUGCUGCAGCAGAGCAAGAUCCUUAAAGUGAUCCGCAAAAACCUGGUCAAGAAAUGCCUGGAGCUCUUCGCAGAGCUCGCUGAGGACAAAGACAACUACAAGAAGUUUUAUGAGCAAUUUUCCAAGAACAUCAAGCUUGGCAUCCAUGAGGACUCACAGAACCGCAAGAAACUUUCUGAGCUGCUGCGCUAUUACACCUCCAACUCAGCAGAUGAGAUGGUGUCUCUCAAAGACUACGUGUCCCGUAUGAAGGAUAACCAGAAGCACAUCUACUACAUCACUGGUGAAACAAAGGAGCAGGUGGCCAACUCUGCUUUUGUGGAGCGCCUUCGUAAAGCUGGCCUGGAGGUGAUUUACAUGAUUGAACCAAUUGAUGAGUAUUGCGUUCAGCAGUUGAAGGAGUAUGAUGGUAAGAACCUGGUGUCUGUGACUAAAGAAGGCCUGGAACUCCCUGAAGAUGAGGAGGAGAAGAAGAAACAGGAGGAACUGAAGGCCAAGUAUGAAAACCUGUGCAAGAUCAUGAAAGACAUCUUGGACAAGAAGAUUGAGAAGGUGACUGUUUCAAACCGUCUGGUGUCGUCUCCCUGCUGUAUUGUCACAAGCACAUAUGGCUGGACAGCCAACAUGGAAAGAAUCAUGAAGUCUCAAGCACUCAGAGACAAUUCUACAAUGGGCUACAUGACCGCCAAGAAACACCUGGAGAUCAACCCCCAGCAUCCUAUCGUUGAGACACUCAGGGAGAAGGCAGAGGCUGAUAAAAAUGAUAAGGCUGUGAAGGACCUUGUGAUUCUGCUGUUUGAAACCGCCCUGUUGUCUUCUGGAUUUACACUGGAGGACCCACAGACACAUGCCAAUCGCAUCUACAGGAUGAUCAAACUCGGUCUGGGCAUUGAUGAUGAUGACACAAGUGUAGAGGACAUUCUCCAGCCUAAUGAGGAAGAUAUGCCAGUCUUGGAGGGUGAUGAUGAUACAUCUAGAAUGGAAGAAGUUGACUAA
This is a messenger RNA of Chanos chanos (milkfish), 2172 nucleotides long. RefSeq names its product heat shock protein 90, alpha (cytosolic), class A member 1, tandem duplicate 1 (gene hsp90aa1.1). The coding region runs from base 1 to 2172 and encodes 723 amino acids. The record is from RefSeq and is a predicted model, not a curated record. Gene Ontology annotation, molecular function: ATP hydrolysis activity; ATP binding; ATP-dependent protein folding chaperone. Gene Ontology annotation, biological process: protein folding. The transcript has 10 exons. Lineage: Eukaryota; Metazoa; Chordata; Actinopteri; Gonorynchiformes; Chanidae.